AUGCCCAAGAACAAGGGAAAGGGCGGCAAGAACCGCAGAAGAGGAACCAAGGAGAACGAUGACCAGCGCCGAGAGCUGACCUUCAAGGAGGACGGCCAGGAGUAUGCCCAGGUCGUCAAGAUGCUGGGUAACGGCCGACUCGAGGCUAUGUGCUUCGACGGCAGCAAGCGUCUCGCCAACAUCCGUGGUAAGAUGCGCAAGAAGGUCUGGAUCAACCAGGGCGACAUCAUCCUCCUCUCCCUCCGAGACUUCCAGGACGGCAAGGGCGACGUCAUCCUCAAGUACACCAGCGACGAGGCCCGUAAUCUCAAGAACCUCGGCGAGCUGCCCGAGAACGCAAAGAUCAACGAGACCGACACCUACGGCCAGGACGGCGACGACAACGCCGGCUUCGAGUUCGGCGCUGACGAGUCCGAGUCUGAGGACGACGCCGAGGACAAGAAGGAGCUCGACAUUGACGACAUUUGA
Trichoderma aggressivum f. europaeum is the source of this 468-nucleotide messenger RNA. RefSeq lists its product as uncharacterized. The coding region runs from base 1 to 468 and encodes 155 amino acids. The record is from RefSeq and is a predicted model, not a curated record. Gene Ontology annotation, biological process: translational initiation. Gene Ontology annotation, cellular component: cytoplasm. Gene Ontology annotation, molecular function: RNA binding; translation initiation factor activity. The transcript is spliced from 3 exons. Lineage: Eukaryota; Fungi; Ascomycota; Sordariomycetes; Hypocreales; Hypocreaceae.